CCUUCCCUCAUUCACAGGGCUUUCCUGUUGCUAUUUGAAGCCAUUCCGGGCCUUCCAAUUUACUAACGUCAACAGCUCUCCGUCCUCUCAUUCACAGCCUCCUCCUCUGACGCAUCAGCACCCGCCAACGAGACGAAAAAGACAACAGAAUGAGCUCGCGCUAUCCGCCCCUCGACGAUUACUACGUCGUGAAAGAAACCAUCGGCUCAGGAGGCUUUGCCAAGGUGAAACUCGGCGAGCACCGUCUAACCGGCGAGCCAGUAGCCAUAAAGAUCAUGGAUAAGGCCGGUUUGGGGCACGAUUUGCCGCGCGCGCGAUUGGAGAUCGAAACGCUCAAGAAACUGCGUCAUCAGAACAUCUGUCAGCUGUAUCAGGUCAUCGAGACGGAGGAGAAAAUAUUCAUGGUGCUGGAACACGCGCCAGGAGGCGAGGUUUUCGACUACAUUGUUGCCCGCGAUCGAUUGAAGGAACCGGAAGCGCGGCAGUUCUUCCGUCAGAUAUUGGCUGCUGUCGCUUACGUGCAUGAUGCCGGGUACGCGCACCGCGAUUUGAAACCGGAGAACUUGCUGCUGGACGAGAAUAACCAGAUCAAGUUGAUUGAUUUCGGUUUGGUGGCGCAUCCCAGUGACAUUGGAGAUCCACUGCAUACUUGCUGUGGGAGUCCCGCCUACGCAGCGCCUGAGUUGAUUACUGGUAACCCGUAUCUUGGGACUGAGGCUGAUGUUUGGAGUCUUGGAGUGUUGCUGUAUGCGUUGCUGUGCGGGUUCCUUCCGUUCGACGACGACAACACGGCGUAUUUGUAUCGGUUGAUACAACGUGGGAAAUACGAGAUUCCCGAUUGGUUGACGCACGGGAGUGUGAAGAUUCUCAGCGAGAUGAUGCAGACGCAUCCGAAGAAGAGAAUCACGAUCAAGGAAUUGUUGUGUCAUCCGUGGGUGUGUCAGACGUAUGGCGUGCCUGUCCCUUGGCAAUCGAUUCAUCGCGACGGCACGGAUCCCGAUUCCGAUUGUAUCGCCGAGAUGUCACUUCGCUAUUCGAUUUCAAAGGAACUCAUGUUGGAACAGAUAAAGCAGUGGAAGUUUGACCAUCAAACGGCCGUCUAUCUCCUCCUCGUCAAGAUGAAACAAAAUGGGAAGACGCCACGACUGAAGAUGAUUGCGCCACUCGCUUCUCCCAUAGUUUCUCGCGCUAUGCGACCGCCAAGCAUCUCGUUGCCUUCGUCACCGUUCGAUCUCUAUUUUUCACGCGAUUCCCUUCCGGAUAUCCCGUCCGAGGUCGAAGCUCAGAGUCCAGUGAUGCUGCGGAAGAAGGUACAGAUGACACCAGUGAAUAAGGUCAAGACUCUGCAACCCGACUUCGGGUCCGUCAUUCGGUCUCACUCGAUCGACAUGACAAGAAUGAAUGCGUUGUCCGGAGCAACCGUAAGCGUCGAUCGUAAGACACACACUCUCCCACCAUUGACUGCCGACGCUCGUGCCCGAGCCGCGUCCGUCGACACGGAACUCGAUCGACUCGGCGAGUCACCAACGAUGAACGGAUCGCCACCAUUGACGCCAUCGGCGAGCAUGCAACGACGUGGCAAGGGCCUCUUUGGUAAACUCCGAGCAAAGUUAGGGUCAUCGUCAUCCCCGUUGGUACCCAGAAAGCUCAAAGGCUUAUACGACGUCUCAUCAACGUCAACACGUUCGGCUCACCACGUGCUCUCCGAGUUGGAGCGAGUCGUCAAAGAGAGGAACAUCCCGUAUAGAAUUAAGGGAUUCUUCAUUCGAUGCAAGAUGAUUCAUCCGGUAACAAGGAAAGUUGAUUUAGCGUUUGAUCUCGAGGUGUGUCUCCUCCCCAGGAUGGAUCUCGUCGGUGUGAGACGAAAGAGGGUGAAGGGAGACACGUGGGUGUACAAGAGAACGUGCGAGGAACUUCUUGCCGCUGCUCAGCUGUGAUACCGGAGUUCUGAAUUCUGUGACCAUUUCUGUAAAGUUUCUCGAUUUUGAUAAACGUUCGUUUCCGUUCGUAAUCGUGUAGCUCGUCGGAGCUACACUUAGUCAUUAGUUAUCGAUUUUUAUAUGCGGUGAGUAGCAUUUGGUACUGUAACGGCUAAACUGCACAACUGGCUCAUUUGGGCCAUCUAUUUAGCUGACAAUGAUACUUAGGCGAUAAGCACAUUUGAUGUAUUAUCUGGCAAGUUUGCUAUUUCAGUCGAAUUGCUACAAAUUUUGUCACAAAUUUUGUCACAAAUACAACGAGAUGUAAAAGGCUUGUUUACAGAA
Corticium candelabrum is the source of this 2264-nucleotide messenger RNA. Its product is annotated as maternal embryonic leucine zipper kinase-like. NCBI's taxonomy places the organism in Eukaryota, Metazoa, Porifera, Homoscleromorpha, Homosclerophorida, Plakinidae. The record is from RefSeq and is a predicted model, not a curated record. Gene Ontology annotation, cellular component: cytoplasm. The transcript has a single exon. Gene Ontology annotation, biological process: intracellular signal transduction; protein phosphorylation. Bases 150 to 1937 code for a protein of 595 amino acids. Gene Ontology annotation, molecular function: ATP binding; protein serine/threonine kinase activity.